GGAGGUUUAAAAGACAGACGGAGAGCACUGGUCCUUUGUAUGUGACUCAGUACCAGAGCAGGAGUGUAGAGUCCAUGCCACUCUGAUAACUAACACACUGGAGCUUAGCAGGCCGCCUGGUACCCAUACACACGUCCUCGGGCUGUUUUCUGCUCCUACAUCCUCACAGGAAAGCCCAUCUGUCUGCCGCCAUGUUUAAGACCAGUAGUGAUGACUUGUUCCUGCCUUCCUACCAAGAUGAGGAGCUGGUGGACAACCUGCUGUCCAGUGAGGAGUCAGAUGGAGAUGGUGGUGGUGAAGAACUCUCCCUGGCUAAGGCUCUGCUCCCCCUGGUAGAGUCCUCCUCCCCUCCCCUCAUCCCCUGGGUCUGCUCCACCCGCUACAAGACGGAGCUCUGCACCAGCUACUCAGCCACUGGUUUCUGCAAUUACGCCGAGCGCUGUCAGUUCGCCCACGGCCUCCAUGAGCUUCAUGUUCCCUUCCGCCACCCCAAGUACAAAACGGAGUUGUGUCGCAGCUUUCACACAACUGGCUACUGCUACUACGGCAGCCGCUGCCUGUUCGUCCACAACCCCACCGAGCAGCGCCCUGCUGUGCGCCGCCGCAGGAAUGUCCCCUGUCGCACCUUCCGUGCCUUUGGUGUCUGUCCCUUUGGAACCCGCUGUAACUUCCUGCAUAUUGAGGGUGAAGAUGUGGGCAGCGGUCUGGAGUCACCCCAUGUUGAUGAAGAGAAGACGCCACCUGUUCCCAGCCCCCAGCGCCAACCGCAAACCAAGGAGUGGAAACCACGUGGAGCUCUGUGCCGCACCUUCAGUUCCUUCGGUUUCUGCCUGUACGGCACACGCUGCCGCUUCCAGCACGGCCUCCCCAGCAAGGUCAAAACCUCCGAGCAGACCCUUGGCAGCUCAGGUUUACCUUCCCCCACCUCCCCCUUCACCGCCACCUCACCCAUCUCUUCAACCUCCUCUUCUCCUCCAUCAGCCUCCCCUUUGGCCACUCCGCCUGCAGAGGCUACAGCCCACAAUGCCUUCACCUUCUCCAGUCAGCACCUCAGCGACCUGCUGCUGCCACUGGCCCUCCACCUGCAGCAGCUGGAGAGCAACAAGGCGCAGGAAAUCUGGGACAACAGGGCCCUCUGACCGAUGUGGUCAGAGUUGGAAACCAGUUUUGGAUUCAGCACUGAACACCACAGUUCAAUUAAAUCUGUAAAUUUUGUUUUAUUUUAACCCUGUUAAACCCCUGUUCCCCAGGGCAUUUAUUAUAUUUUUUAAUUUAGGUUGUUUGAGUGCUUGUGUCAGCAGGUCAAGCAGGCCUUGAACUGUUCAGCUGCAGAUCAAGCAGUGUUUUGUUUUGGAAAUGUGGUCAAUGGUCUCUGGAUUCACUAUAGAUGCAGCUAUGAGUGUAAUUAAAUUUUUUAACUAUUGUAAAUACUCUAUUAAUGAACAGAGAAUGAAAUGUCUGACCUCUGA
Messenger RNA from Epinephelus fuscoguttatus (brown-marbled grouper), 1469 nucleotides. It is a transcript of the gene cth1, whose product is annotated as cysteine three histidine 1. NCBI's taxonomy places the organism in Eukaryota, Metazoa, Chordata, Actinopteri, Perciformes, Serranidae. The transcript is spliced from 2 exons. Gene Ontology annotation, molecular function: mRNA binding; metal ion binding. The record is from RefSeq and is a predicted model, not a curated record. Bases 192 to 1139 code for a protein of 315 amino acids.